Messenger RNA from Syngnathus typhle (broad-nosed pipefish), 10953 nucleotides. Its product is annotated as triple functional domain protein-like. The record is from RefSeq and is a predicted model, not a curated record. NCBI's taxonomy places the organism in Eukaryota, Metazoa, Chordata, Actinopteri, Syngnathiformes, Syngnathidae. Gene Ontology annotation, molecular function: protein binding; protein kinase activity; guanyl-nucleotide exchange factor activity. The transcript has 64 exons. Gene Ontology annotation, biological process: protein phosphorylation. Gene Ontology annotation, cellular component: cytoplasm. Bases 284 to 9514 code for a protein of 3076 amino acids.
GAACCGAGCAAGAAUGACCACAUCCAAAAUGUAAAUCAAAGCAGUUGACCUUUUAUCCUUUCAUCCUCGUAUUUACUCAAAUCGGAUGACGUCUCCGUAUGUACCGCCUAUAUUUUUAAUCGUACAUUAUUUUGGUGAUCUGAAUGUACUUCUUACCGAAGCUUUGAUACGCCGUCGCUCUCGGAUGAGCCACCAGCCAGCGGCCCCUCCCGCCCCCUUUCCUCCGUGCAAGGUGGAUCGAAUCGGGCGAUACUGAGCUCCGGGGGCCGCGGUUGUGGCAGCCAUGAGCUCCGGGGAAGGAGUAGAGGAGCCGACGAAGGAAGCCGGAGAAAUAGCGCUCAGGACAGAUGGAUCUCUCCCCAAGGAGCCGAAAGGAGAUGUGUCCGGCCAGAUUGCAGGUUUUAGGAGAAAUGAGGACAUGAGAGCGAUGGAGGUGCUUCCCAUCCUUAAAGAAAAAGUGGCUUUCUUGUCAGGUGGCAGGGACCGACGCGGUGGUCCAGUGUUAACCUUUCCGUCACGCAGCAACCACGACAGAAUACGAACGGACGACCUGAGGAGACUGAUUGCUUAUCUGGCCGGCAUACCCAGCGAGGAAGUCUGUAAACAUGGCUUCACGGUCAUCGUGGACAUGCGCGGCUCCAAGUGGGACAGCAUCAAGCCACUCCUGAAGAUCCUGCAGGAGUCGUUCCCGUCGUGCAUCCACGUCGCGCUCAUCAUCAAGCCUGACAACUUCUGGCAAAAGCAAAGGACCAAUUUCGGAAGCUCCAAGUUUGAGUUUGAGACUACCAUGGUGUCACUAGAAGGUCUGACAAAGGUGGUGGACCCCUCCCAGUUGACGUCGGACUUUGACGGCAGCCUGGACUACAACCACGAAGAGUGGAUUGAGGUCCGCGUGGCGUUUGAGGAGUUCUCCGGUCACGCUACGCAGAUGCUCGCCCGGCUGGAUGAGAUGCAGGAAACGGUGUCACGUAAAGAUUUCCCUCAGGACCUGGAGGGAGCGCGGAGGAUGAUCGAAGAACACGCCACGCUAAAGAAGAAGGUCAUCAAAGCGCCCAUAGAGGAACUGGACACAGAGGGACAGAGACUACUGCAGCGGAUCCAAAGCAGCGACCCCUCAUCGAGCCGCAACGGCAGCAGCGGUGGCGGGGGCACGAGCAGCGGCGGAAGCGGGGUGUGCAACGCCGACACCCAGGGGCUGGUGCCGCGCAUCAACCAACUGCUGGACAAGUUGCACACCACUCGGCAGCAUCUCCACCAGGCCUGGCACGUCCGCAAGCUGCAGCUGGACCAGUGCUUCCAGCUCCGCCUCUUCGAGCAGGACGCCGAAAAGAUGUUUGACUGGAUCCUGCACAACAAGGGUUUGUUCUUGGCAGGCUACACUGAGAUUGGCAACAACCACCCGCACGCUGCGGAGCUGCAAACCCAGCACAACCACUUUGCUAUGAACUGCAUGAAUGUCUACGUGAACAUCAACCGGAUCAUGUCGGUGGGCAACCGGCUACUGGAGUCGGGCCAUUACGCCUGCCAUCAGAUCAAGCAGAUCUCCAGCCAGCUAGAGCAAGAGUGGAAGGCCUUUGCCGCCGCGCUGGACGAGCGCAGCACGCUGCUGGAGAUGUCCGCCAGCUUCCACCAGAAGUGUGAACAGUACAUGAGCAACGUGGACUCGUGGUGCAAGGCGUGCGGCGAAGUGGAUUUACCCUCCGAGCUUCAAGACCUGGAAGACGCCAUUCAUCACCACCAAGGCAUAUUCGAGCACAUCACCGCUGCCUACUCGGAGGUGAGCCAGGAUGGCAAAGCACUGUUGGACAAACUGCAGCGGCCGCUCACGCCGGGCAGCCCCGACUCGCUGACGGCGUCGGCCAACUACUCCAAGGCGGUGCAUCACGUCUUGGACAUCAUCCAUGAGGUGCUGCAUCACCAGAGGCAACUGGAGAACAUCUGGCAACACCGCAAGGUCCGUCUGCACCAACGACUGCAGCUCUGCGUCUUCCAGCAAGACGUCCAACAGGUGCUGGACUGGAUCGAGAACCACGGCGAGGCCUUCCUCAGCAAGCACACGGGCGUGGGCAAGUCCCUCCACAGAGCUCGAGCCCUCCAAAAACGACACGAAGACUUUGAGGAGGUGGCCCAGAACACUUACACCAAUGCAGACAAGCUGCUGGAGGCGGCCGAGCAGUUGGCCCAGACGGGAGAGUGCGACCCGGAGGAGAUCUACCAGGCCGCCCACCAGCUCGAAGACCGGAUCCAAGACUUUGUUCGCCGCGUGGAACAACGCAAAGUCCUGCUGGACAUGUCUGUCGCUUUCCACACGCACGUUAAAGAGCUAUGGACCUGGCUGGAGGAUCUCCAGAAGGAACUGCUGGACGACGUGUACGCCGAGUCGGUGGAAGCCGUCCAGGAUCUGAUCAAACGCUUCGGGCAGCAGCAGCAGACCACGCUGCAGGUCACCGUCAAUGUCAUCAAGGAGGGCGAGGACCUCAUCCAGCAGCUCAGGGACUCGGCCAUCUCCAGCAACAAAACGCCGCAUAAUAGCUCCAUCAACCACAUCGAGAGCGUGCUGCAUCAGCUGGACGAAGCUCAGGCCCAGAUGGAGGAGCUCUUCCAGGAAAGGAAGAUCAAGCUGGAGCUCUUCCUCCAGCUCCGCAUCUUCGAGAGGGACGCUAUUGAUAUUAUCUCCGACCUGGAGUCGUGGAACGAAGAGCUGACGGGUCAGAUGAACGAGUUUGACACGGAGGACCUGACGGUGGCCGAGCAGAGGCUGCAGCAUCACGCCGACAAAGCCUUGACCAUGAACAACCUCACCUUCGACGUCAUCCAUCAGGGACAGGAGCUGCUUCAAUAUGUUAAUGAAGUCCAGGCCUCUGGCGUCGAGCUGCUGUGCGAUCGUGACGUGGACAUGGCGACCCGCGUUCAGCACUUGCUGAAUUUCCUCCACGAGAAGCAGCAGGAGCUGGACGUGGCUGCCGAGCAGCACCGCAGGCACUUGGAGCAGUGCGUUCAACUGAGACACCUUCAGGCCGAGGUCAAACAGGUUCUGGGUUGGAUUCGAAAUGGAGAGUCCAUGUUAAACGCGGGACUCAUCACGGCCAGCUCCCUGCAGGAAGCUGAGCAGCUGCAGAGGGAACAUGAACAGUUCCAGCACGCCAUUGAGAAGACCCACCAGAGUGCCCUGCAGGUUCAACAGAAGGCCGAGGCACUGCUGCAGGCCAACCACUAUGACAUGGACCUGAUCAGGGACUGCGCCGAGAGCGUGGCGUCCCACUGGCAGCAGCUUAUGCUCAAAAUGGAGGACAGGCUCAAGCUGGUCAACGCCUCUGUGGCCUUCUACAAAACCUCGGAGCAAGUGUGUAGUGUGCUGGAAAGCCUGGAGCAGGAGUACAAGAGGGAGGAGGACUGGUGCGGAGGAGCGGAUAAACUUGGGCCCAACUGCGAGACGGACCAUGUGACCCCCAUGAUCAGUAAACACUUGGAGCAGAAGGAAGCCUUCCUCAAGGCGUGCACGCUGGCCAGGAGAAACGCCGACGUCUUCCUCAAGUACAUGCACAGGAACAGCGUCAACAUGCCGGGAUUGCUGAGUCACGUCAAAGCUCCGGAGCAGCAAGUUAAAAACAUCCUCAAUGAAUUGCUGCAGAGAGAGAACCGUGUCCUCCACUUCUGGACCAUGAGGAAGCGGCGUCUGGACCAGUGUCAGCAGUACGUGGUGUUUGAACGCAGUGCCAAACAGGCCCUUGAGUGGAUUCACGACACGGGCGAGUUUUACCUCUCCACGCACACCUCCACUGGAUCAAGUAUCCAUCACACGCAGGAGUUGUUGAAGGAGCACGAGGACUUUCACAUCACCGCCAAGCAAACCAAGGAGCGCGUGAAGCUGCUCAUCCAACUGGCCGACGGCUUCUGCGACAAAGGUCACAGCCACGCCGGCGAGAUCAAAAAAUGGGUGACGGCCGUGGACAAGCGCUACCGAGACUUCUCCCUACGAAUGGACAAAUAUCGAUGCAGCCUGGAAAAAGCCUUGGGCAUCUCGUCCGACUCCAACAAAGCCAGUAAGGAUCUCCAACUGGACAUCAUUCCCGCCACAGCUCCGGGCUCGGACGUCAAGCUGAGGGACGCCGCCCACGAGCUCAACGAGGAGAAGCGCAAGUCUGCCCGCAGAAAAGAGUUCAUCAUGGCUGAGCUGAUUCAGACGGAAAAGGCCUACGUGCGAGACCUGCGGGAGUGCAUGGAUACUUACCUGUGGGAGAUGACGAGCGGGGUGGAGGAGAUCCCGCCAGGAAUCCUCAAUAAGGAGCACAUCAUCUUUGGGAACAUGCAGGACCUUUAUGAAUUUCACCAUAACAUCUUUCUCAAAGAGCUGGAAAAAUACGAACAGUUGCCUGAAGAUGUCGGCCACUGCUUUGUCACAUGGGCUGACAAGUUCCAAAUGUAUGUGAAUUAUUGCAAGAACAAGCCAGACUCCACUCAGCUCAUCCUGGAGCAUGCUGGGAAUUAUUUUGAUGAAAUUCAGCAGAGGCACCGACUGGCCAACUCAAUCUCCUCCUACCUGAUUAAGCCUGUGCAGAGAAUCACAAAAUAUCAGCUCCUGUUAAAGGAGCUGCUGACAUGCUGUGAAGAAGGCAAAGGCGAGAUCAAGGACGGCCUGGAGGUGAUGCUGAGCGUUCCCAAGAGAGCCAACGACGCCAUGCAUCUCUCCAUGUUGGAAGGUUUUGAUGAGAACAUAGAAACGCAAGGGGAACUGAUCCUCCAGGACUCCUUCCAGGUGUGGGAUCCAAAGACUCUGAUCCGUAAGGGGCGAGAAAGACACCUCUUCCUCUUUGAGAUGUCUCUAGUCUUCAGUAAGGAGGUCAAGGACUCCAAUGGCAGGAGCAAAUACAUCUAUAAGAGCAAACUCUUUACCUCCGAGUUGGGGGUGACGGAGCACGUUGAAGGUGACCCCUGCAAGUUUGCGCUCUGGCUGGGGCGCACGCCGACGUCGGACAACAAAAUUGUUCUGAAGCUAAGUCAGGGAUCCAAACACGGAGCCAUGGCCUCCAACAUUGAGAACAAGCAGGAUUGGAUCAAGCACAUCAGGGAGGUGAUCCAGGAGCGCACCAUCCACCUGAGGGGGGCGCUCAAGGAGCCCAUCCAUAUUCCCAAAGCGAGCACUGCCAAGCACCACAAAGGCCGAAGGGACGGAGAGGAUCUUGACAGUCAAGGUGAAGGCAGCAGUCAACCAGACACAAUUUCUCUGGCCUCUCGCACGUCCCAGAACACGCUGGACAGCGACAAGCUCUCCGGCGGUUGCGAGCUGACGGUGGUGAUCCACGACUUCAUGGCGAGCAACAGCAACGAGCUGACGGUGCGACGAGGACAGACGGUGGAGGUUCUAGAGCGCUGCCACGAUAAGCCCGACUGGUGCCUGGUGAGGACCACCGACCGCUCGCCGGCCCUGGAGGGCUUGGUGCCCUGCUCCGUUCUAUGUAUCGCCCACUCCCGCUCGUCCAUGGAGAUGGAAGGCAUCUUCAACCACAAAGACACCUUGUCAGUGUGCAGCAAUGACUCCAUCAUGCCAGGAUCUUCUGCGACACUUCAGCCUGGUCAUGGAAUGGGCUCCCACGCUUCACCGGGCCCAAAGCGACCAGGCAACACUUUGCGCAAGUGGCUCACCAGCCCAGUGCGGCGGCUGAGCAGCGGCAAAGCGGACGGCCACGUGAAGAAGCUGGCCCACAAGCACAAGAAGAGCCGCGAGGUGAGGAAGAGCAGCGAGAUGACGAUGGGAUCUCAGAAAGACUCGGACGAUAGCGCCGCCACGCCUCAGGAUGAGACCGUGGAGGAGAGGGUGCGCAACGAGGGCCUGUCGAGCGGCACCUUGUCCAAAUCCAGUUCUUCGGGUAUGCAGAGCUGCGGCGAGGAGGAAGGCGAGGAGGGCCCCGACUCGGUGCCGCUGCCUCCACCUAUGGCCAUCCAGCAGCAUAGCCUGCUCCAGCCGACCGACUCGCAGGACGACAAGAGCUCCUCUCGUCUUUCCGUCCGCCCUUCCAGCUCGGAGACGCCCAGCGCUGCUGAGUUGGUGAGCGCCAUCGAGGAGCUGGUCAAAAGCAAGAUGGCUCUCGAGGACCGUCCCAGCUCGCUGUCAGUCGAACAAGGAGACAGCAGCUCUCCCUCGUUCAACCCCUCGGACAACUCCCUCCUCUCCUCGUCCUCCCCCAUGGAAGAGAUAGACGAGCGGCGGGCUAGCAUUCUCAAGAAGCGACAUUACAUUCUGCUGGACUUGGUGGAAACGGAGAGGGAUUACAUCCGAGAUCUCAGCCAGGUGGUGGAGGGUUACAUGAGCCGGAUGAAGGAGGAGGGCGUCCCUGAUGACAUGAAGGGCAAAGAUAAAAUUGUGUUUGGCAACAUCCAUCAAAUCUUUGACUGGCAUAAAGACUUCUUCCUCACCGAGUUGGAGAAAUGUUUGGAGGAUCCCGACAGACUGGGACCGCUCUUCCUCAAACAGGAGCGGAGACUAAACAUGUAUGUGGUGUAUUGUCAAAACAAGCCCAAGUCGGAGCACAUUGUGGCGGAGUACAUCGAUACAUACUUUGAGGAACUGAAGCGGCGGCUUGGCCAAAGAGUGCAGCUCACCGAUUUGCUCAUCAAGCCAGUCCAGAGGAUCAUGAAGUACCAGCUCUUGCUCAAGGACUUCCUGAAACAUUCUAAAAAAGCAGGCCUGGAGUCUGUAGAUCUGGAGAAAGCAGUCGAGGUCAUGUGCAUCGUACCUAAAAGGUGCAACGACAUGAUGAACGUUGGCCGGCUUCAGGGAUUUGAAGGUAAGAUCGUGGCCCAGGGACGCCUUCUGCUGCAGGACACGUUCAUGGUCACGGACGCUGAGAACAGGAUGAAGGAGAGGAGAGUCUUCCUCUUUGAGCAGCUUCUCAUCUUCAGCGAACCGCUGGACAAGAAGAAGGGCUUCUCCUUGCCCGGCUUCCUGUAUAAGAACAGCAUCAAGGUGAACAGUUUGGGUCUGGAAGAUAACGUGGAGGGCGACCCCUGCAAGUUCGUGCUAACUUCUCGCUUGACAAACGGCACCGUGGAGUCGUUUACGCUGCACUCCUCUCACCCGGGCGUGCGCGAAGUUUGGACUCUUCAGAUCGGCCAGAUGCUGGAGAGCCAACGCAAUUUUCUAAAUACUCUGACUUCACCAAUUGACUGUCCGAGAAACCACGUUGGGGCGAGUGGGGAGUCUUGUGUAUCCAGCGUGGGUGCUCCAGUUGGAGGUAGUAGUGGAUCUAACGCCGCCGGAAGUUCCCCGGCGAGCAGCUCCAUCCCUCCAGCGUCCCAAGGUGGCUGUCGUCGACCAUCCAGGAUCCCCCAACCCUCUCGCCUCCCCCAACCCCUCCGCCACCACCCCGGGGCCGAACCCGACAGCCCCAACAAGAUGUCAGGUCCAAGUCCCCGUCCUGUUCCCCCUCCCACGCUCCCCCCUGGGGGCAGUCCGCAGGGCAAACGCCCCAUCCAGAACCUAGAGGACCAGGUACAGACCCCCACGAGCAUUGUCGCUCCUAUGGUCCGUGCCGCUCCCUCCCCCAAAACCCGGCCCGGAGCCGUGCCCCCUUUGGCCCCUCUGGCUUUAGUCAAGGACGUCCUUCCGCCACCCCCGGGCAGCCCCUGUCAGAAGUCCGGCGGCUUCUGGAGCUCCAUGCCAGGCUCUCCGGCGAGCCGCCCCGGCUCGUUCACCUUCCCCGGGGAGGCAGGGGAGAUUCCGGUCCGUCAGAAUUUGAACCAGAACCCAAAUCAAAGACACUCCACGCACAGCAAGGACGCUGACCGCAUGAGCACCUGCUCGUCCGCCAGCGAGCAGUCCAUCCAGUCCACUCAGAGCAACGGGAGUGAAAGCAGCAGCAGCAGUAGCGUGUCCACCAUGUUGGUGACCCAAGACUACAUGGCGGUGAAGGAGGAUGAGAUUAGCGUGAGUCAAGGCGAGGUGGUCCAGAUUUUGGCCAGCAACCAGCAAAACAUGUUCCUGGUGUUCCGAGCGGCGACCGAGCAGGGCCCCGCCGCCGAAGGCUGGAUCCCCGGAUUCGUCCUUGGCCACACCUCAGCCAUUGCGCCCGAUUGCCCCGAGGGAUCAGUUAAUAGGAAGCCUUCUUCCUGGCAUACGACUUUGCGCAUCCGAAAGAAAUCCGAAAAAAAAGAGAAGGAGGCAAAGAAAGACACCAAGUUGGAAAAUGGUUACAGGAAGUCCAGAGAUGGCAGUAAAGUUUCCGUGAAGCUUCUAAAUCCAAACUACAUCUACGAUGUCCCACCCGAGUUCCUCGCGCCUCUGAGCGACGUCACAUGUGACAACGGCGAGAACGUCACCCUCAGGUGUAAGGUGUGCGGGCGUCCUCGCGCCGCCGUCACCUGGAGAGGACCCAACCAGAGCAACCUCACCAACAACGGCCGUUUCAGCAUCGCUUACAGUGACACCGGCGAAGCCACCCUGCGGAUUAUCGGCGUGGCGUCGGACGAUGACGGCGUGUACACGUGCGUCGCCGCCAACGAGCUGGGCAGCGCCACGUCGGCGGCGAGCCUCCGAGUGCUCGCCGUGUCCACUGACGGCUUGCGAGUGAGCUGGAAAGACAACUUCGACUCUCAGUACAUCGAGGUGGUCGAACUGGGCAGGGGUCGCUUCUCCGUUGUCAAGCGUUGUGACCACCGGACCACCAAGCGUCCAGUGGCUGUCAAGCAAGUGAACAAAAAGCUGAUGAGGCGGGACCGCGUCACGCAGGAAGUCAACCUGCUCCACAGGCUUCAACAUCCCAACAUCAUCAACCUGGUGGACACCUAUGAAACCCCCAGCAGCUACGUUUUGGUCUUGGAGAUGGCCGACCAAGGCCGUCUACUGGACUACAUCAUCAGCUGGGGCAAUCUGACAGAGGAGAAGGUGGCCUGCUAUCUUCGAGACCUUUUAGAUGCUUUACAUUACUUGCACAACAGCAGAAUAGCUCAUCUGGACGUCAAACCUGAGAACCUACUGGUGGUCCACAGUUCCAACGGCCAGCCGUUGGUCAAACUGACCGACUUAGGCGACGCCGUGCAACUGGGCGGCGCACCCUACGUGCACCCGCUGCUGGGCAGCCCCGAGUUCGCUUCGCCGGAGUUAGUGUUGGGAGAACCCGUGUCGUUGACGUCUGACGUGUGGAGCGUGGGCGUGGUGGCCUACGUGCUGCUGAGCGGCGCCUCGCCCUUCCUGGACGAGAGCGCCGAGGAGACCUGUCUCAACAUCUGCCGUCAGGACUUCAGCUUCCCCAAGGAGUACUUCCACGGCGUCAGCCAGGCGGCACGCGACUUGGUCUGCCUGCUCCUUAGGACCGAGCCCGCCGAGAGGCCGUCGUCGGGGCUGUGCUUGCAGGAGGCGUGGCUGCGGGCGGCCAGUGACGACCGCGCCGCAGGCGAGUGCUGCAUUGACACCUCGCGCCUGGUCUCUUUCAUCGACCGCCGGAAGCAUCAGACGGACGCCCGGCCCAUCGGAGGAGUGCGCAGCUUCAUCCAGAGUCGCUUGCAGAAUCGGAUCUGAACGAGGGUUGCAAAGGGCUGGGAGAUUUUCCCCUCAACUUUUCCGGUAAAUCUCCAUGGGAAGUGUGGAGUUUUAAAACUCCUCCUUCAUUGGUAGAAAAAAAAAAAAAAACGCCCGCCCCCAACAACAUUAAUUAAGAACCAGACUUUUCUUAUCGACCAUUUUAAUUCUCCUCACUUCCCAUGGGAAUAUUCCGAUUUUGAAAAUUCCUAUAAUUUUGCAACCCAAGUCAGAGCAACCAUAGGGAAUGUUUGCUAUGCCGACAAAAACGCUGAGUUUAUCCUUCUUCACAAAAAAAAAAAUCACUCAGUCCUUUCGGAGUGCAUGGAUGCCCUCGUCUACUGCUGCUUGCUCACAUUUUUGUAGGGAAAUCAACAACAAAAAGAAUAUAUAUAGUACUGUAUAAGUAAUUUAUUUUCCUUAGCAAAGGUUCAAAGGCAACCAGCGGACAGCUUUUCCAUAGAAAGUGACGCCAUCUUGUGCGUUUUUGUUUGCAUUUUACACUCCAACAUACUUUCGUAAAUUUCUACAAAAAGACACGCACGGACUCCAUUUUGAGGACCAUUGUCGGCGAGCCGUGAAGACUUUCAAAUACGCCGUCCAGCGAGACACCUAACAACAAGAGAGAAAAAAAAAACAUUGUUAAAGGAACAUGUUUCAGCCUUACUUUGUCUUACUUACUCAUAAAAAAUCUGGGAUGUUAGGCAAGAUCCGUAUCUCAAAUUUCUUCUCAAGUAUAUGACUCAUUCGCCUGAGGAAAACAAAAGUGUAAAUGCACUCAUCGUACAUUUCUUUUUCUCAUGUGCAAUGUUGCAGCUUUAACAUUUUAUGCAACUAUUUAUGAAGAACUCCGUCAAUAUGUAUAAUAAGAAUGAGUGCAUUUGGAAGAUAUGCACUUUGGGACUGCGAGAACUGCUGGUAGUCGCGUGUCAUGGGCUACAAUCAUUCGAUUUGAUCAAAUUUUUCUUUGUACUGUUUGUCCUGUGUAGUAUUGGUACACCAAAGUUGCGAGCAUUUAAUUUGUUAACGUUUUAUUGUUGUUUCACACACUUGGUUAUGUGAAAUGAUUGUUUACAGAAGGCAAAAAGAACAAAAUGCAGAAGUGAAGUUCAAUUUGACGAGCUGUUUUGUAAAUCGUUUUGUGUACAGAUAGUUCUUUGCCAAAUUCAGUAAACUCAUAAAGUCCUGUGUAACAUUUUAUUUAUUUUUUAAGGUGUGCAAACUUGAACUGGAUACCUCAGUUUAGGUUUUUUUUGUUUGUUUUGUCCUGUUUUUUUUUUUUUGUUACCUGUCUCAUUUCACUCAUUUCAUAAAGUAUGUCUGCUACUUGUUUUUGUUUUGUACUAUUGCAUGUAUAUUUCUUUGUACAGACCAUAAAUUCCUUGUAAAUAGUUUCAUUUUGCCAUCAGUUAUUUGAAGAUUAAACGUAAUGGACAUGA